Mercurialis annua (annual mercury) is the source of this 2354-nucleotide messenger RNA. RefSeq lists its product as uncharacterized. The record is from RefSeq and is a predicted model, not a curated record. NCBI's taxonomy places the organism in Eukaryota, Viridiplantae, Streptophyta, Magnoliopsida, Malpighiales, Euphorbiaceae. Bases 280 to 2187 code for a protein of 635 amino acids. The transcript has 5 exons.
AUUACCAUCAACUGAAAAGGCACUAAUAACCCUUUCUAUUGACAGCGCCACCGGAAAACACAUCUCCAUAAGCCCGUUUCCCGUAUAGUUUUCCUGUUCCCGGACAAUCCUGACCUCUAAUAUUCAGCAGGUCUCCGGUGACAAAUCCCUUGCCAGUGACAGGUGGAACUAAGGAUCGCUUGUUGGUGGUCUGAUUAACCAACUUCCCACCUGGGGUCUUGACGAUCAUGUGCCGGUUUGAUUUACUGACAUAGCGGCGCCGCUUCCUCUAAAUUUUUGAUGUUUGGAAAUAUUAAGAAAGUUGGAAGAUUAAUUAUCUCAAAUCAUGGGCAGAGUCAAUUAGAAUUAAGGAAAUAUGCAACCUUAGAUACUACAGCUGGCUUACACUUGCGUAAACUCAGAUACUGUAAUUUGAGAUAUAGCUCUCCUAAUAGAGGAGGUGGAGGAAGAUAUUCGACAUUCUUUGGAUAUUAUGGAAUUAAGGAACAUUUUUGCAAGAUUUAUGUUUCUUCUUCUAGGAAUUAUUCUGUUCUAUCAGCUAGUAAUGCGGUGAUGAACCAUGCCCAACUUGCCUUUAAAAGGUUUCUUAGAAAAGGUUCUGUCAGUGAUCAUUCUUUCCCUUGUGUAAGUAGGAUUGCUCAAGCUGUUAGCUUGGCUUUGACUCGCUCGCACCUGUUAGUACCUGGUCUUUUUGCGAUGACAUGUGGUGAGGUGGCAUGGGCACAAAGGACGUUGUCAGAAACGAAGGUUUAUCCCUUACAAAAUUCUUUGUAUAUGCGUGCUCAAGAUGGACAUGUUUAUGUUACCUCAUUACUGCUCGGUGUUGUAGAAGGUUUUGUUUUGCUAGCGCGAGCUCUGUAUUUGGCACUCCUGUUUUCUCCUAGUUUGGUAAUGGCACCAUUUGUGGACCUUUGUGGACCAAAAUUUAGGAAAAUGUGGCUUCAGGUUGUUCUUCGCACUCUGGAAAAAGCGGGUCCAGCAUUCAUAAAAUGGGGUCAGUGGGCAGCUACACGGCCAGAUCUCUUCCCUAGAGAUUUAUGCACGAAGCUUGCAGAGCUGCACACUAAAGCUCCUGAACAUAGUUUUGAUUACACUAGGAAAUCUAUUGAAAGAGCUUUCGGUCGCAAGCUUUCUGAGAUUUUUGAUAGUUUUGAAGAGAAGCCUGUUGCAUCUGGUAGUAUUGCUCAAGUGCAUCGAGCCUCUUUGAGAUUUAGAUAUCCAGGUCAAAAACAGAAAAUUCCUAUGGUGGUCGCUGUAAAAGUCAGGCAUCCUGGUGUUGGUGAAUCAAUCAGGAGAGAUUUUGAGAUAAUCAACUUGGUUGCCAAAAUUUCAAACUUCAUUCCAACUUUGAAUUGGUUGAGACUGGAUGAGAGUGUGCAGCAGUUUGCAGUUUUUAUGAUGUCUCAAGUUGACCUUGCUAGAGAAGCUGCUCACUUAAGCCGCUUUAUAUAUAAUUUCCGAAGUUGGAAGGAUGUUUCUUUUCCAAAGCCCAUAUACCCACUUGUGCACCCUGCUGUUUUAGUAGAAACAUAUGAGCAAGGGGAAAGUGUCUCGCACUUUGUUGAUGAACUUGAAGGACAUCAUCGAAUAAAAAGUGCACUUGCUCACAUUGGGACUCAUGCCCUUCUGAAAAUGCUUUUGGUGGACAACUUUAUUCAUGCUGACAUGCAUCCAGGAAAUAUUCUGGUGCGGACGUCUCAAAACAAGUCUUCUAGAAAAGGGAUCUUUAAAUCAAAGCCCCAUGUCAUCUUUCUUGAUGUAGGCAUGACUGCGGAACUUUCCAAGAGUGAUCGAGUAAAUUUAAUUGAUUUCUUCAAAGCUGUUGCUCGCCGAGAUGGCCGAACUGCAGCACAAUGCACGCUAAGAUUAUCAAAACAGCAAAACUGCCCCAAUCCUAAAGCUUUCAUUGAGGAAGUAGAAGAGGCAUUCACUUUUUGGGGUACUCCAGAGGGUGAUAUAGUUCAUCCUGCUGAGUGCAUGCAAGAAGUACUGGAGAAAGUCAGGCGCCACAAAGUUAACAUAGAUGGAAAUGUUUGCACUGUGAUGGUGACAACUUUAGUUCUUGAGGGGUGGCAGCGAAAGCUGGAUCCUGGAUACAAUAUAAUGAAAACAUUACAAACUUUACUCCUACGAGCUGACUGGGCAAAGUCUCUUUCCUAUACAAUAGAUGAGCUGAUGGCACCAUGAAAACAUAUUACUUUUUCAGAUACAAUUUUGGCAAUGCUAAGUGGCUUAUUAACCAUUUGUUUUGGAGCAGUUUUGGCUCUCUGCAAUUUUGUCCCUGUAUUUAUUUAUUCUGCAUAUAAAAAAUUAUUUGGGUUAAUUACUAUUAUUCGCAUAAAGUUAGGUCCGAA